AUAUUCUGCAGUCAUGUCAAAUUUGACCCAUCCAAGCAUUCUAAGAACAAUCUACAUCGAUGGUCAUUUUUACUCUUCUGAUGACUUUUUGAUUCAUCUCGUCGUGUUUGCACUGCGGUUACGUAACCUUGGUUUGUCAGACCAUGGCCUUGUGAUGCAUUUAAGCGAGGUUUUGGCAGGAAGCAUUUAUGUCAUCGAAGGUGGUCACUCAACCAUUUACGAAGAACUCAAUGUAUAUAUGACCGCUGUUCGGUAUACUUUUGAAGUGUCACCUUUCGGAGAAUAUACCCGUCGUAACUUGAUGAAAUCUCAAGAAGUUGCCACCAUAGAACCAUUCAAGGCCAAGCAAAGUUCAAAUCCAUACUACAUCCCUUGGGCUAUGCGUGGUAUCUGCAGUGACCCAUCCAUUCUUGCUCACGACGAGCUAAAGACAGAGUUGAACAGCCUAUUUCGCUUGUUUGAGAUGUGGAAUCCAACGAGUAGCAAGCUUAAAGAACUCAAAUUCAAGUUGGAUCCUCUCAAAAGCUUUACAUUAUAAUAAAUUGCAUAUACAUCUUUUUUUAUUUCCUGCCUGAGCUCAAGUCUGCAUAAGCAGACAUGAUGCAGUUUUUGAUUUCUUUGUAGCUUACUAUUAAACAUGACUUUUCAUCUCUAGACAUCAGCAUGAUCUUUUCAUCAAUGCCUGCAUCCAACUUUUUCAAACAUGUCAACACAUGAACCAUGUCAAUGACAGGUUGACCAUGUUCAUCUACUUGAUGAAACACGUAAUCUCUAAAUAGCUUGAUUAAAUAUCGAUCGCCUGUCUCUGACCAACUUGGGUCCAUAUCAAAC
Messenger RNA from Rhizopus microsporus ATCC 52813, 831 nucleotides. RefSeq lists its product as uncharacterized. The record is from RefSeq and is a predicted model, not a curated record. The coding region runs from base 14 to 538 and encodes 174 amino acids. The transcript is spliced from 2 exons. Lineage: Eukaryota; Fungi; Mucoromycota; Mucoromycetes; Mucorales; Rhizopodaceae.